GUAUUCAUACAGGUAACUAAACACUAUGGGUACCAAGUAUAUAAACCCUACUCCAGUCUAUACACUGUUAAAGCUAAACACAGAAGAAACUUGGGUUCAGUAGAGGACUAAGGGAAAGUCAAGAUGAAGCUGUUUUUGCUGGCUACGAUCCUACUCCUGUGUGUCCCUCCACUAAAUACUUGCAAGACUGUUCUGAGAGUGAAGAAAAGGGCCAUGGAACAUGCCUGUCAAACACACAGAUCCCAUUUUGAAGGGCAUAUUAGAAAAAUGAGCUUCCCAGAUCUAGAAGGAAUAGCUAAUUUUUUCAUUGGCAAAGCACUUUCAUUGACUGGGAUACAGAUCUUUGAUGUGAAACUCCCUAAUAUGAAAGUGAAUCUUGUGCCAGGUGUCGGUGUUCAAGUGACCCUAGAAAGCAGUCUUCAUAUUAAAGGAAUACUUCUUUUUGCCAAUGUUGACAUAAAAGUAGACUCAGGAAUUACUGCUGAUGUCUCAGUCACUAAGACAUCUGGAGGACUCCCAUUGCUGAAGGUUUCUGCUUGCAAGUCUGCUUUGGGACAAAUACAAGUCACUGCUUCUGGAAUAAAUUUAAUAUCGCCAAUGGUUUCCGCAAUUCAGGGGCAUAUCCAUGCUAUGAUCAGCAAACAACUUUGUCUCACAGUAUCAAACGUUUUUGUGGAUGCCAAUGUGAAUUUGCAACUGAUGUGCGCAAAUCACAUCAAUGAGCACUUUGAACUCCAGUACAAUGUGCCGACUCCCCCAGUGGUGAAAAAUGACUAUGUGGAAAUGAAUAUGUAUGCACAGUACAAGGUGGAAGAGAGAGUCCUGGAGCUUCCAACUGGUGCCCAGGAGUUUACUCUUCCCCCUCCAGAUGCAAGUGCCCCUGACUCUAUGGUCACCAUGGCGAUUCCCAGGGACUUCUUCAGCUCCAUAUUUGCAGCUCUUCAUACUUCAAAAAAAUUCAGCCUAACUAUUCCAGCUUCAACUAGUUCUCUUAUUAAUGAGCUGAAAACAUCAUAUGUUGGCUCCUAUAUUCCUGAGAUCAGUCGGAAAUACCAUGAGUCUUUAGCUGUGGGGAUAAAGAUUUCACUUAGCCAAGUACCAGUGGUGACAUUCCAGUCCAGCCAGCUGGCAAUUCAACUGACUUCUUCCGUGGAACUAUUUGCGGUGUCUCCCAGAUCUGGUAAUGAGCACAUGCUGACUUUCAGUGUGGGAGUUACUUUGGCUGCCAAGCUGGACGUGAGCGUGGAUAAACUGAAGAUCUCUGUUUCCAUACAAAAGGAGCUCAGUGUUUCCCUGGCAUCUUCCUCUAUUGGACAGUGUGGCUGUACUUCAUCCUCAGUCUCUGGUUACAUGCAGACAGUGUUUGAGAAGGCAUACUUGAUUCACAUCAAUGAGGUGCUUAGCAUAGGGGUGGCACUGCCGGCAUUGCCAAACAUGAAUCUCAUUCAGCCUGUUUUUGACAUUAAGAAGGAUUACGCUGUCAUGUCAUGUGAUGUGCAAUAUACUUAGAGAUCCAAAGAUGAAAAAGAAUCAACAUCAGCAUUCUGAGUGGCCUGAUUAUAUGAAAAAUAUGAUUUCUCAGACUCAUUAUAGUCUAAUAAAAACUAUACAUGAU
Xenopus tropicalis (tropical clawed frog) is the source of this 1615-nucleotide messenger RNA. RefSeq names its product BPI fold containing family B member 2 (gene bpifb2). The coding region runs from base 124 to 1509 and encodes 461 amino acids. The transcript has 16 exons. The record is from RefSeq and is a predicted model, not a curated record. Lineage: Eukaryota; Metazoa; Chordata; Amphibia; Anura; Pipidae. Gene Ontology annotation, molecular function: lipid binding.